ACAACUACUGAUCCUACUACAACAACUACUGAUCCUACUACAACAACUACUGAUCCUACUACAACAACUACUGAUCCUACUACAAGAACUACUGAUCCUACUACAACAACAACUAUUGCUCAACUAAAUCUCCAAUCACAACAACCACUGCUCCUACUACAACAACUACAGCUCCCACUACAACAACUACAGCUCCUAACACAACAUCUACUGGACCUAUCCCAAACAGCUCUGAACAGCACAACUAUGACUCCUACUGCUACAUCUGCUACUCCUAGUCCUACUCCUCUGACUCCUAAUACGUCAACAACUCCAACUACUGCUACUGCUACAACUCCUCUUAGACUUACGAGUUUGAGAGAAAGAAAGCGCUACUCUAGACCAAUGGGCUGCGAUGUUAGAGAUGACCCCAGGAAAUGCACCUACAUCUCUGUCACAACCUACCCUCCUUUCAUAGUGGAGAUUAGUGCACCUGCAGAGACACCUAAGGGAUACCUGGGAAUCAUCACUGAAAUGCUAACUAAUCAAAUCAAGUUUGAAUCAGUGAUUGUGGUGUACGAAAGUGGAACAUUUACUGUUCAAAAGGCCUUUUACAAUGGAGCCACAUUUAUCAACAAAACACUACUGGAGGUAACGGACAAAGAACUUGCUUAUGAUCCUUAUAUAAAAAUACUUCAAUUGAACUUCAUCAUCCCUGAUAAUUUGACUCCACUUUUGCUCAAAACCUUGACCCUAACACCCAGAUGUGUAAUAGAUACUUGUCUUCAAAAAGUGUUUUUUGUCCGAGGAUCUGUUGAGGAUAAUGGUGAUCUUGGCUCUCCCUCCAUCACACUUUUGACAGGCCUCUCCAGUCAGGUUUCCUCAAGCUGUAGGAAACCCCUUUUUCACGGCCUGUUGAUGACGUUGGUCUGUUGGAACCUCUUCAAACUUCUGCCUUAAAUCUGCUGAACUACCAAAUGAGGACUUUACAUCCAAGUUCAACAUUUUAUUGAUUUGGCUAUUUUUGUUCAAUAACACUGUAUUUUGUAAUA
This is a messenger RNA of Oncorhynchus tshawytscha (Chinook salmon), 1031 nucleotides long. Its product is annotated as putative ferric-chelate reductase 1. The transcript is spliced from 6 exons. The coding region runs from base 247 to 939 and encodes 230 amino acids. NCBI's taxonomy places the organism in Eukaryota, Metazoa, Chordata, Actinopteri, Salmoniformes, Salmonidae. The record is from RefSeq and is a predicted model, not a curated record. Gene Ontology annotation, molecular function: oxidoreductase activity, acting on metal ions.